Molecule: messenger RNA, 2051 nt
Organism: Tripterygium wilfordii
Lineage: Eukaryota; Viridiplantae; Streptophyta; Magnoliopsida; Celastrales; Celastraceae
Exons: 4
Coding region: 227-1657 (476 amino acids)
Molecular function (GO): acetylglucosaminyltransferase activity
Source: RefSeq, a predicted model, not a curated record
CAUCAUUAUUGGGCCAUUGGCAAAUCUAAAGCCCAUUAAGGUUUCUGUCAAGAGCACCUGACGAGCACCGAAGUUGGAUCUUCGACGUGGACUUUAGAUGCGGUGCCUCGUGUCACGUAAGUCUCUGUUUCAGUAAUCUCGUCAACGGCGACAUCAUGUCCUCCUCCACCUCCUGCUAAAAUGACAUAACGUAAAGUCGAAGUCUCGAACAUUCGAUAUAUUUUUGAUGAAUCCGAAAGGAAGACUCACAGCUUCUGUCUCCAAGAAAAUGCCAAAUAUCUUAAUUCGCAAAACCCUAGCAGUGUCUCGUUUCAAGAAGCUAAUAAUAUUGUUAUCCCUCCUCUUACUCCUCUUCCUCCUAAUACACGCGCCGCCAACGUCAAUUACAACCCGGACUUCACGCGCCGUCGGCUUUAUAACCACGCGCCACCACGUACUCUUCUCUAUUGCGUCCUCCUCUGCCACUUGGCCUAAACGAAAGCACUAUGUCCGUUUAUGGUACAAUCCAAGCACCACGCGUGCUUUUACUUUCCUGGACUGGGCCAUACCCGGACCAGUAUCUCGGUUGGACCCGCCAUUCAUUGUCUCUGAGAACACAUCGAGAUUUCCGUUUUCCUUCAAGGGAGGUCUCCGGUCGGCGAUCCGCGUGGCUCGUGUGGUCAAGGAAGCGGUGGAUCGGAACGAACGUGAUGUGCGUUGGUUCGUUUUUGGAGACGAUGAUACGGUGUUCUUUGUGGAUAAUUUGGUGAAAACACUGUCCAAGUAUGAUCACGACCGGUGGUUUUAUGUUGGGAGCAAUUCGGAGGUCUACGAACAGAAUUCGAAGAACUCGUUUGAUAUGGCAUUUGGUGGAGGAGGGUUCGCGAUAAGCCAUUCAUUGGCGAGGGUUUUGGCGAAGGUUCUGGACUCGUGUUUGAUGAAGUACGCGCAUUUGUAUGGGAGUGAUGCGAGGGUUUUCUCGUGCUUGGCGGAGCUGGGUGUUGGGUUAACACAUGAACCUGGUUUUCAUCAGGUGGAUAUGCGGGGGAAUUUGCUUGGAUUUUUGUCUGCACACCCAUUAUCACCUUUAGUCUCACUUCAUCAUCUGGACGCAGCGGAUCCAAUUUUCCCUACUAUGAACAAUACUCAAGCUCUAGGGCAUCUUUUCAAAGCUGUCAAUGUUGAUCCUACCAGGAUUUUACAGCAGACAGUCUGCUAUGAUCGUCUGAAUUCAUUAACUGUUUCAGUUGCAUGGGGUUAUGCUAUUAUGGUGUUUGAAGGCAAUGUAUUUCUUCCUGAUAUCCUUUCAAAGCAAAAGACUUUUUCACCGUGGCGCAGAAGUGCAAGAGCUGACAGUAACCAUUUUAUGUUUAACAUGAGAGAAAAUACCAGAGACCUUUGCAAAAGACCUAUUGUCUUUUUUCUUGAAAGUGUUAGAUCUGCUGAAGGUGUUGUCCGAAGCUACUAUACUAGGUACAGGGUACCAAAUUGCCAUGGAGCAAAAUCCUUAGAAGAUGUGGAGCAGGUCAUAGUUUUUUCGCGGAAGAUGGAACUUGACAUUGAACAGAUGAAGGCUCCUCGUCGACAAUGCUGCGACAUUUCUCCCUCUUUGAGUGAAUCAAUGAUUAUUAACAUCAGACAUUGUGGAGUCAAUGAACUAAUUUCCAUGCGUUCUUGAUGUUCUUUGUUGGGAUGCCUGCACAUUUGAUACCUCCAACUGGACCCAAAGAUCAGAUGUACAAUUGAGUUAAUGUCCAUCUUGCUGCUAAAAUUCUGGUGUAGCAAACACACCCUUUUUAAAGGUAAGGGAAGAUUAGGAAAAGAUGGUGGCAGUGGCUGGUAUCCUGAUGAUUGCACGACUGAGUGAUUGAGAGUUAAUUUCUCCAUCAUUAUCAUGUCAUCUAAGGUUUUUCUCUGUAAAUGCUGUGAUAUUUUUGUAAAGAUUGUCAUCUAACACGAGUGAGCAACACUAACGUGAUGUGAAGUGUUUUUUUUUUUAUUAAAGAAUUCUUUGUUUAUGAGCCGUUUUGACCUGGAGAAUGAACAUUGGCCCUAUGUGCAGCUUUAUUGAC